GGUCAGAUCUCAGGAUGAACUCAUCCCAUGUCAUGUUGCAGUCCCGUAGCUGAAAUGAUCCUUCUGUCUGCUAAUCCAAUGUGCACAGACCAGAGAGAGACAAUCAGCACCUCUGUUUGCUGACCCAAUGGACUGCCGAGGGAACAGAAGAUGUGUCACUGCUCAUAUCCUCAUCUGUCUAGUGAAUGGGAGCAGACGAGCGUGUGGAAGAAUGAAACCAUCUGACAGCACUUUUCCAGAAAGUUCAAUGUUGGGGUGCUGGGGAGGAGCACCAGAUCCACCGCUCUGUAUAUAAGGCCAUUAGGUUUGUUGGGUGCCUCAAACACCGAACAGUUCUCCCUGCAGCUACCACUAGAAGCCUGAGGAACAUGGAUGUGACUAUCCAACACCCCUGGUUCCGCCGCCAAUUUUACUCCUUCUUUGGACCAAACAGGAUCUUUGAACAGAGUUUCGGGGAUCACCUCCAGGAGGCUGAUCUGUUUCCAACGGUGUUGUCCCCUUUUUACUUCAAAUAUCCUUUCCUCAGACUUCCAUCUUGGAUAGAAAGUGGCAUGUCGGAGCUCAGGCUGGAAAAGGACAAGUUCUCCGUUAACCUUGAUGUGAAACAUUUCUCCCCAGAAGAACUAAAAGUAAAAGUGAUGGGAGAUUUCAUUGAAAUCCAAGGAAAACACGAGGAGCGUCAGGAUGAACAUGGCUAUGUUUCCAGAGACUUCCAGCGCAGAUAUAAAAUCCCAUUGGAUGUUGAUCCUCUCUCCAUCACCUCAACUUUGUCCCCAGAUGGAGUUCUGACCGUGACUGGACCAAGGAAGCUGUCUGACGUUCCUGAACGCUCCAUCCCCAUCACCCGUGAAGAGAAGGCGGCCAUCGGUGCUGCCCCCAAGAAGUAGAACCUCUCAGCGUUUUCUGCUCGAGAAGAUACCUUUCUACCCUGCCAGAGAGAGUGCGCGCGUACUACACUGCUACAUGUAUUUAUUUGUGCUGUCCUGUGACCAAAUCAAAUUACUAAUGCAAAUAAAAGCAAGAAGAAGCAUCUGCGAGUGUUUCAC
Molecule: messenger RNA, 1046 nt
Organism: Bufo gargarizans (Asiatic toad)
Lineage: Eukaryota; Metazoa; Chordata; Amphibia; Anura; Bufonidae
Gene: CRYAB
Product: crystallin alpha B
Exons: 3
Coding region: 369-887 (172 amino acids)
Biological process (GO): response to heat; protein refolding
Molecular function (GO): protein folding chaperone; structural constituent of eye lens
Source: RefSeq, a predicted model, not a curated record